AGUGCGGAAACCGGGCUUUCUGCGUUGUCUCGGUUGGCGAAUUGGCACUUGGUGAAGUCGGUUUCAAUUUACGAUAAUUGUGCCGGAUAGCAAUUUAGUGAGGUUUCUGCUCGAAUUUGAAAAAAUAAAACCUAGUGACCAGAUUCCGAAAGGAAGAGACGGGAAAAAUUCCGAGACAUCUACUGUGCGUACACAGGUCGUCCAAUCGCCGAGGACAGCUGCGAAAAGAGGGACAGUGCAAAAAGAAAAAAAAACGUGGAUAACGUAUUGUGGGGCAGAGAAGCCGGAGAGACAAAAUUAAAUCGAAAUAACUCCUAGUUAGCGUUUGAUACGAACGACCGCGAAAGAAAAAAGAAAAAACUCACAGAAAGAAGCUGUCUCCGAUAUCGAACCUGGACCGAAAGAGACAAAAAAUCUACUUUGCUCGAAUUAAUUAAGUGGAAACAGCCGGUUGUGGUACCUAAUUCAGUGUUUCGCAGUCAGUGUGUGAAAAUUUGUGGAACGGACUAAAAAUAGUGCCAUCCGCAUACCGACUAUAUUUACAAGUCGCCAGCGUCAACUCCACUGCCGAGAGUGAGGGUGGCCGACGGCACAGUGAAAGGUGUGAAUCUUCACAAGGCACUCGGCGGGAGUGAGUGCAGCACCAUAAUUUUGAAAUUAUGAAAAUUAGUACGCGUCCCCCUGCCGGUGGAAUUAAUUGGUGCAUUCUGGUUGUGUGUUGAAAGUGAGCAUAUUGUUUGAAUUGUUUGGUUGGAAGAUAAAUACGAUCAACGAGUGUUGCCGGAAAAUUUGAAUUACAAAGUACGAGAUUGUGGGGAAGCAAGUUGAAACUGAAGAUAUUUGCCCGAACAGUGACGACUGGAGCCAACUGGAGUAGUGCCUGCAGAAUAAGUGGUUGACAAAAGUUGCGCUCAGUUUCAAAUUGCAAGAAACGAAAUAUACACCACAGUCGCGGCGUGCCUCCAUCCAUUACCCGAUUUCCCUCGCGUUUUCCCGGGGCAGCAAAGACGCCUACGGCGGUCGAGGCAAACAAAUACUAAACAACACCAAGAAGACACCCGAGGAAGAAGGCACCUACCGACCGUCGGGAAAUCCGAAACUUGGAGACUCUUAGAUCAUUCUAUUUCCGCUAGCGCAAGCCCCGCUCGUUCCUGCCGUUUUACGAUCUUGGAGGCAACUCUUUCCCUGACCACCGAUGAUGGUGAUGGUGAUGAAAGAAAUGGAUCAAUGCUGUCCAAACAUUUGCUGAACCACUCCCAAGUUGAGUUAUCGUGCGAACAGAAGUAACACACGUCUCAGCAGCGUUCUGAAGGUGUGCUGUGAAAGAAAGGACACGUGUUUAGUAGUAAUAUAGGAAAAAAAACAAAACAGUGAUAAGAAAACAGUUGCUCCUGUAGAAGUAAGGUGCGAAAAGUGACAUCAAAAUGGGAGCGCCACCUGCCAAGAAGCCGCUGGUCAACAAAAACCUCAUCUCGCUCAAAGUUGUCCUGUUUCUGUUCUAUGCCGCUCUAGGAUGCCUCCACCCGUAUCUGCAGAAGCACAUGACCCUCACCGGGUUGGACUACAAGGAAUCGCAAAUCAUCUCGGUAGUGGCCCCACUGAUCGCCAUACUGGGACCGCUGAUAUUCGCUCCUCUGGCUGACCGUCUCGCCGGAACCAAUGGAAGCUCGUACGGGCGAAGGCUACGUUUUCUGGCCUCCUUCUGUAUGAUCGUCUCCGCCAUCCUGUAUGCCAUUCUGUUCUUUGCCGUUCCACCGAUUGAACGCCAAGAGUCGAGCCGGUCGCAGGUGAGCUUCGCAUGUGACUUGGACGGGGCCAUCAUCUUCCAGCAGCGUUGCUCCGAGGAACGUACCUGCUAUCACUGGAAGAAGGAAAAGAUUGGUCACCUAACGCUGCUGAACUGUUCGUACACCUGUCAGAAGCCGAUCGAAUUUGAAAAUCUGAAUCACCCCUACACCAAAGGUGUGACCGUAUCCCCUUCCACCGAAAGCUCCAUUGAAGAUGACGAUUACGAUUUGACCGACGAAGAUUCAGAUGUUGCACCAGCGAAUCUGGAGCUGCCGAGAAUAGAAGUCGAUAACACGCCCAUACCGGUGCCGCACAUCUGCGAACACAAAGGCACUCCCGAAUCGGAGAUCUGUCACGCUUACACCCCGGCUACCGAAUCACUCAAGUUCGAAACGAUUCUACGGAGCGCAGUGAAUGACGAAAACGAAACGCACAGUGCCGAGUGGUGUCGGUAUCCGUUGGAUGGAUUCUCGUGCAAUAUACCGGAGAAGCAAGUCAAGUGGAUGAAAUUGCUGACCAACUCUUCGCACUGUACUCCGAAGAUCGAAUGCGAAGUCCACAAUCCGUACGAUAACGAGGAAAGUGUACUGGCUGAAAGUGUUUGCAUGAAGAUUGUCGGAGAUCCAGAGGUCACUUUCUGGUCUUAUCUAUUGUUGCGAUCGUUUGCGGAUGCCUUCCCAUUAGCGGCAAUCGUACUGCUGAAUGCUGCCACCAUUAUCGCCACCCGGGAGACCUCUACCGGUAGAGGAGAUUUCGGUCGCCAGAUCGUUUGGGGUGCAAUUGGAUGGGGCCUGUUCUAUUUUGUCCUAUCCUGGUUCUUUGAAACCUACUACGUCUAUGUUGCCUUGGUGGUGCUGGCAGCCAUUGUUCUCCUACUGUCAUCCGGAAUGCCUCUUACUCCUCCAGAGAUGUGGUGGCACACCAAAUGUGGAAUGGUUGCUAUCCCAAUGUCAGCUAUUCGAAGAUACGUACCGGAAGCUGCUGGCCUCUGCUUGGUUACUCUGAUUCUGGGAACCUUUUGGAGCGUUUUGGACAACUACGAAGGCGUUCUGGUCAAGAAUUUUGAAGUUCUUCCAUAUUCGGAUGAAUACUACGGAACAACCUGGAGCGUAUUUGUCAUUCUGGGAGCACUGCUUGUGAUUCCGAUUUUGUGGUAUGCAGAGAACAUCGUUGACUACUGUGGACACUCGAACAUCCUGAUCGCUGCUAUAACGACUUUUAUUUUCCGCUUCUCCUUGUUGGCCAGCCUGGAUGUGACAUGGUGGCGCGUAGUUAUCGACUUCCUCUAUCCCAUAACCCUUGGUCUUACCUGGUUAACGAUUAUAUUCUACAUGCGCCAUAUCAUCCCUCGUCGUAUUAUUACAACCGGCCAAGCUCUGCCUGUGAUCUUCCACUUCUGUCUGGGCCGAUUCAUCGGUGCCCUGAUUGCAACGUGGACCAAGCUAGACUGUCUGAUUACCACCUUCCAAGUGCUAGCCAUCGUUGCCUGUGCCGUUGCCGUGAUCUAUUUCCUUUUGUAUCACUUUGUCCUCGCUCCUCGUUGCGCGUCACGUUUGACUACAGUACCAUCUACAUCCGCUCUGCACAUCACCGCACCGGAAGCGAAUGGGCAAAGCCAGUCCCCUCAGCAGCAGCCUCUACAACCGUCGAACGGCAGCUACCAACCCCUCCGAAUCUACCACAACUAUCGCGGUCGAAAGGGCCACUUUAGAUAUUAAACUUCAAAUUAAAAAAAAUACAUUAGUACAGAUGAGGCAUCUAGUCUUCGUCAUAUAAAGCAAACAAAAGUCGAGAAGCAUCGUUUAGCCGCGAUCAAAAUUGGUACCAAAUCAAGUAUGUACACGAAUUACUGGAAAAUCCCUCUCGAUCACAUAGAUUAUUUAUUGUCGUUUUUUUUUCUCUCUGAUAACUUCUAACUAAACUAGGCUGAGUGAGCCCGAAUCAUCGGCCAAUGUGUGUACGUAGAAUCGUUGACUUGACGGUAAAUUGUAUUAUUUUUUUACCAGUUUUAUCCCUACUUUUAGUGUCCUAAAAUCUCGAUAGGCGUGUAGAACAUGUAGGUAGGAUAGACCUUUUUGGAUAAGAAUCGAAUCUCUUCGCUGUGCUUCUUUUGUGCAGUGGUUCUCUCUACAACUACUACUAAAUAACUACGCUUAUACAACAAGGAUUAAUUUUCAAAAGGACUGCGUGGGUGAGCUAAGACUUUCGACAAAUUGACAAUUGUUUUUUUUUUAGCAAAAGCAGAUCCGUCCUUUUGAAAAUACAUCCUUGACAUUACUAAUAGGAUGUAAGAUUUUUUCGACUAAAAUCCUACACACAAACUCGUUGUUAAGUGACUGUCACUAAAAAAAAAAAGUUGUAAAACAAGAGCAGAAACAUAACAGUAUAACAAGCUUAAAGCAAUCAAAAUCUGAAAUUACAGAACCACUAUUCGUUGAUAUGAAAUAACGUUAAAAACUAAAGUGUACCUUGCAAACUGAAGCCGAAAAUCAUCCGAGCUUGCAGCCACAGCACUAAAUGUAAAUGCGCGGGAAAUAUUUCGAGCGUGUUUCGCUGCCGAUAAAUAUUUCAACCAAAGCACAAAAGCUGCGAAUCGCGGGAAACAAAUCACAUGCGUGCUGAAUAAGAGCAAGCUUGAAGAGCCUUAACCAUCUAUAAAUGUCUUUCGAAAUUCGAGCCGUAUACUGAUACAAGCAAGCAAACGUAUAGAAAAUAUAUUUACAUGUACCGACACACAAAAGCUUGAAAUACAAAUCAAACUAAAUGAAUACUCUUUGAAACUUGUACUGUUAAAUAAAACUUGAGCAAACUGUACACAGAUCACAAAUAUCAUACCGAUUACCUGCUUGAAUCAACAAGAUGUUAAAUUGUUAAAUCAGCUUCGGAAAACUGAAUUGUUGUUAACAUAAACUUGAUAAACAAGUAAAUAUGGCAACGUACGAGCGUGUACUAAUCAAGAAAGCAGCAGUCCUGAGCAUCUAUUUGUAAAUAAAUAAGCGCUGAAACAACCAAA
Messenger RNA from Ochlerotatus camptorhynchus, 4801 nucleotides. RefSeq lists its product as uncharacterized. Gene Ontology annotation, cellular component: membrane. Lineage: Eukaryota; Metazoa; Arthropoda; Insecta; Diptera; Culicidae. Bases 1425 to 3506 code for a protein of 693 amino acids. The transcript is spliced from 7 exons. The record is from RefSeq and is a predicted model, not a curated record.